Molecule: messenger RNA, 3476 nt
Organism: Phoenix dactylifera (date palm)
Lineage: Eukaryota; Viridiplantae; Streptophyta; Magnoliopsida; Arecales; Arecaceae
Product: ABC transporter G family member STR-like
Biological process (GO): transmembrane transport
Cellular component (GO): membrane
Molecular function (GO): ATP hydrolysis activity; ABC-type transporter activity; ATP binding
Source: RefSeq, a predicted model, not a curated record
CAAGAGCAGCCUGCCGGCCGUGAGGAUGUCGAUCUUAAUCUAGCAGUAAUGCUAACAAUCCAUGCGAUCUAUCCAUGGGGGCUUAAAUUGUGGGUGUUCCAGGUUGGAAAUAGCAUGGUGUCGAAGUGAUUGCGAGAUGAACUAUGGCUUACCAAAGCUGCCAGAACAGUGUUUCAGACUGGAAAUAGCAUAGGCCGAUCUGAUUGAGCCAAACUUCUUGGUACCCUAGCUGCUGAGACAAUGUUUGCUUCUACCUGUUAUUUCAUGGCCUGCCUUUGGAGUCAGAUCCUCCUUCCCCUAUACAAACGUUUUCUCGUGGUAUGAGAGAGUCUUUGCAAGUACUUGAUUAUAAAAGCGGACUGGUGGAGAAUAAAAUGGCAAAGGAGACUUUAGGAGGCUUUGAGAAGAUGCCGGAGCUUGUGAACUGUAAAAGUUUUUGCAAAUUUAGGAGAGUGAUACACCGUAGCAUCCUCAUGAAGUGACAAAGCCAGUGACUAAAUUUCCCAUCUCUCAAGAAAGCUGUAUCAAAUGGCUAGAUGGAUGGAAGUUUCUUGAGUUGGCAAGUUGGAGCCUUCUAAUAUGAAAACUGAAACGGCUGUCCUACAUCCUUCUCUAUUUCAACGUCAGAACAAACACCAAAUCCCAUCUGAAAUACCGAAGCUAAAGCAACAUCAACUCCAAAGAACUUUGAGAGACAGCUCCAACCUUAUUUCGGCCCUUUCAUAUGUCUUCCAUUGUCAGUUUCCACCACCCAUCAAAGACAUCGCCUUCAAUCCUCUCCUGAGACACCAGGGCCUGCUCUUUAAAUCCAACAACCCAAAGACUCCUGAGAGAGGCUAGGGAGCUCAACCGGCACCCAGAGCAAGUCUCUGAAAGACAUGGGAGAUAGGUACCAAAAGAACACCUUCGAGAUGGGAUACCGCCGGACGGGCACCAACAGAAGCUUAGAGAGCCUUCUUGGCCGGGACAAGCCUGCCGUGAGCCGUGCGCCGGCACCAGCCGAGAAGCUGUACCCAGGCCAGGGCCUAGAAUUCCAGAACCUCUCCUACAGCGUAAUAAAGAACCAGAAGAAAGAAGGUGUCAGGAUCAAAAAGGAGGCCUAUCUCCUCGACGACAUAUCCGGCCAGGCCCUCCGAUGCCAAGUUACUGCCGUACUUGGCCCAAGUGGUGCCGGAAAGUCGACGCUCCUUGACGCGCUGGCCGGCAGGAUUGCUCAGGGGAGCCUCCAAGGAUCUGUCAGAAUAGAUGGAAGGCCGGUGACCACCAGCUACAUGAAGAAGGUGUCAUCAUACGUCAUGCAAGACGACCAGCUCUUCCCCGCGCUGACAGUAUUUGAAACCUUCAUGUUUGCUGCUGAAGUUAGGCUCUCCCCUUCCAUUUCUAAGUCGGAGAAGAAGCGGCGAGUGUGGGAGCUCAUCGACCAGCUUGGUCUGCAGACAGCUGCUCACACAUCCAUAGGCGAUGAAGGCAGGCGUGGUGUGUCGGGGGGCGAGCGUCGCAGGGUGUCGAUUGGGAUGGACAUCAUACACAAGCCAUCCCUGUUGUUUCUUGAUGAGCCCACAUCAGGUCUCGACUCCACUAGUGCUUACAGUGUAGUGGAGAAGGUAAAGGACAUUGCCAAGGAAGGAAGCAUUGUACUCAUGACCAUUCACCAGCCAUCUUUUAGGAUACAGAUGCUUCUGGACCGGGUGAUCAUCCUUGCAAGGGGGAGGUUGAUAUACUUGGGGAGCCCGGCAGCCCUCGCAGACCACCUCUCAAGAUUUGGCCGGCCGGUCCCCGACGGCGAGAACAACAUCGAGUACCUUCUGGAUGUCAUCAAGGAGUACGACGAGUCGACCCUCGGCCUCGGCCCUCUAGUUCAAUACCAGCGCGACGGCCUCAAGCCCAGCGAGGCUGCAAGAACCCCGAUCCCCAGGACCCCAUACCUCAAGUCCACCCACGCUGCCCGGCAAAUUCCGCUCAACAGCCGGCAAUUCUCCGCCGGCAACCUUACGCCGGGGCCCAACUCCAGCCAGUACUCCGAUUACUACGGCGACGGCGAUGAUGACGAAGACUUCGACAACUCCCUCGAGAGGAGGAGGAGGAGGAGCAGGACCAGGACCGGGACCGGGACCCCCCUACACAGUGGAAUCUACCAGCCAAGACUAGCCUCCCAGUUCUACAAAGACUUCUCGGUGUGGAUCUACCAUGGCGUCACCGGCACUACUCCUCGCCGGCAGCCCACCUGGACGCCAGCUCGAACACCUGGCCGCACCCCGGCCAUGACCCCCAUGUCAUCCUACUAUUCCAGCCAAUCCGCCGCCCAGCACCUCCCUACCCCAGUAGUGUUCAUCAAGCCACCGGCAGCAGCCUACGCCCUCGAGACCGAGCCCCUCGACGACCCCGACGACGGCCCCAAGUUCGCCAACCCGUGGCUCCGCGAGGUGAUGGUCCUCUCAUGGCGCACUGCACUGAACGUCUUCCGCACUCCCGAGCUCUUCCUUUCGCGCGAAGUGGUUCUAACCGUCAUGGCCGUGAUCCUCUCGACUCUCUUCCACCGCCUCAGCGACGACAGCUUCACGACCAUCAACCGCCUCCUCAACUUCUACAUCUUCGCGGUGUGCCUCGUCUUCUUCUCCUCCAAUGACGCCGUCCCGACGUUCAUCCUGGAGCGUUUCAUCUUCAUCCGGGAGACCUCGCACAAUGCCUACCGAGCGUCUUCGUACGUCAUCUCCGCCCUCCUCGUCUACCUUCCCUUCUUCGCCAUCCAAGGCUUCACCUUUGCAGCCAUAACCAAGAUCUUGCUGAAGCUCAAAAGCAGCCUGAUCCACUUCUGGGUCAUCCUGUUCGCCUCGCUGAUCACCACCAACGCAUACGUGAUGCUGGUGAGCGCUCUCGUGCCGAGCUACAUCACGGGCUACGCCGUGGUGAUCGCGACGACCGCGCUCUUCUUCCUGACGUGCGGCUUCUUCAUGAAGCGGCUGCAGAUUCCCAUCUACUGGCGGUGGCUCCAUUACAUAUCGGCAAUCAAGUACCCGUUCGAGGCGCUGCUCGUCAAUGAGUUCAAAGGGGAUAGGUGCUACUUUGGGACGCCCAACCAGCUCACGCCGGGGCCAUUGGGCGACGUCAGGAUCAGCAAUCUUCACUUCGAGCGGAAUCUGACAUGCCCGUUGAUCGGGGAGGACGUCCUCGCCACCAUGGACAUACGCCUCGAGAGCGUCUGGGCGGACGUCAUGAUACUGCUUGCAUGGGGCGUGCUCUAUAGGCUCCUCUUCUACCUCGUCCUCAGGUUCUAUUCCAAGAAUGAGAGGAAGUGAGACCAACCUCUCUGCCUCUCCGGAACACUUCAAAAAAAAAAUUAAGCAUUACCGGCGCUUUUUAAAGUAUAUACCCACGCUGAACGUACCGAUGCUUAUUAGCGUCGAAGAUUUUGUUUUUCUCAAAAAAAUGGGAAGAACUUUUAGUAGUUUUUCUAUCAGAUGCUUUCUUUAUGAAUG